Molecule: messenger RNA, 318 nt
Organism: Amorphotheca resinae ATCC 22711
Lineage: Eukaryota; Fungi; Ascomycota; Leotiomycetes; Helotiales; Amorphothecaceae
Exons: 3
Coding region: 1-318 (105 amino acids)
Cellular component (GO): membrane
Molecular function (GO): ATP binding
Source: RefSeq, a predicted model, not a curated record
AUGGCAAGCGGCACAGAAACUAUAUGCUACGGUCUCACAGACUUCCAUGAACUUUGGGCUGUUCCAAUCGAACUAGCGAUUGCAACGUGGCUCCUUGAAAGGCAGCUAGGCCUGGCAUUUCUAGGCCCAGCCGGUGUGGCAUUCAUCUCAACGACAGGGAUUUUGCUUAUGGCAAAGCACAUUGGAAAGGCCCAAAAGAUCUGGAUCCAGGGUAUCCAGACCCGUGUGAAUGUCACGGCCUCAACGCUUGCGUCAAUUAAGGAUGUCAAAAUGCUAGGUUUUACCGAUACUAUAUCUGGGAUUGUUCAGACACUAUGA